Molecule: messenger RNA, 1269 nt
Organism: Rotaria sordida
Lineage: Eukaryota; Metazoa; Rotifera; Eurotatoria; Philodinida; Philodinidae
Source: the annotation of a GenBank genome assembly
AUGAACUAUACUAAAAUAUUUGUAUUUACACAAAUCUUUAUUCAAUAUCCUAAUUUACAAUAUUUAAAUUUUUGUCCAUCUUCAAGUUUAUAUGUACAUUUAUCAUUUUCUAAUUCAUCUCCAAUUUUCGUAUCGUCAAAUCUAUUAGAAUUACAUGUUUGUUUGACAAAUUUUACUGAUUGCCUUUAUAUACUCGAUGGACGUUUUAAUCAACUUCGUACUUUUUAUGUUAAUAUUUCUUUGAUAAAAUCUGGAAAUAAAAAUGUUGAUAAAGAGAAAAAACUGUCGAAUUUAAAAUGUUUUUCAUUACACUGUUAUAAAAUGACAGAUGCUUAUAAUGAAGUAAUUUUACCAUUUCUAUAUCGAAUGUCAAAUUUAGAAGAACUCGAUUUAAGUCUUUUUCUUUCGGUAAAAGAAAAAUUUCUUGAUGGAAAUGAUAUAAAAAAAAAUCUUCUCAAUCAAAUGAUACAAUUAAACAAAUUUACAUUUAAUAUUUACUCAAUUGUUUAUUGUCACAAUCAAAUUAAUUUACAAUCAAAUGAAGAUAUACAAAAUACAUUUAAUGAUUAUAAAUAUAAUAAAAUUAUUUGUUCUAUUGAUUAUUUGAAAAAACGUUCUAGUCAAUGUCGAAUUUAUUCAUAUCCAUAUAAAUUGAAAUUUUAUAAUUAUAUAACAAAUAAUUUUUCAGGUGAAUUAUUCAAAUGUGUUCGUCAAAUAUCAUUAUUCGAUGAAAAACCAUUUGAACAUGAAUUUUUUCUUCGAAUUGAGAAAUCAUUUCCAUUUUUAGAGAAUAUUUCUAUACGUAAUUUUCAACCACAAAAUAAUAAAUCAUGUACAGAAUCAAACAAGGAUAAUCAACAUUUAUCAAUUGUGAAAUAUCCGUAUCUUACUAAUCUUUCACUUAUUAAAGUUCAUGAUGAUUACAUUGAACAAUUUUUAGUUUAUACAAAAAAUCCAUCAUUUGCUACUGAUUCUUCUUCCAAAUCAGGAUAUUCUUAUACAACUAUUGAACAAAUUCUUCAAUAUUCUCUAUGUCUUGAUCGUUUUCAUAAUCCACGUGCAUUAUCAUUUCAACAUAUAUAUUGUUAUUCAUAUCUUAAAAGAAUUAUUUCAUCGAAUAUUCUUUGUUCAAUAAUAACUUGUUCAAUAUGUCGUCAUAUAUUUCCAUAUGAUAAUUCAAUUCAAUUUUCUAAAUCAUAUAUUCAUAAUCAAUUAUUUGAUUUAGUUCUAAUUAAUUAUAAUAUUAAAGAAAAAUAUGUAGAAUGUUAA